Messenger RNA from Microplitis mediator, 1805 nucleotides. RefSeq names its product odorant receptor 2a-like. Gene Ontology annotation, biological process: detection of chemical stimulus involved in sensory perception of smell; sensory perception of smell. The transcript is spliced from 5 exons. NCBI's taxonomy places the organism in Eukaryota, Metazoa, Arthropoda, Insecta, Hymenoptera, Braconidae. Bases 523 to 1683 code for a protein of 386 amino acids. The record is from RefSeq and is a predicted model, not a curated record. Gene Ontology annotation, cellular component: plasma membrane. Gene Ontology annotation, molecular function: olfactory receptor activity; odorant binding.
GAUCGUUCUUAUCUCGGCGAAAUUUUAUCAGCGACUGAUCCCCACUCUUCUCUAGACAACAGAACCAGAACCAAACAAUAGUCGCUUCUUUAAAAUAGAAUGUCAUUUUAUAUUCAAGAAAUUGUCCAUUUAAUAAUUCAAACCCUUUCUUACGACAAUUCUUCGUACUAAAUAUUUUCCCCUAUAAUUCUUGUUGCAAAUUUACCUCAAGAUAAUUACAGCAAUUUGAAUUUUAUAACAGCGGGAAAUUUUAUAUUUAAAAAUUAAAACCCUGUCGUAUGGCAAUUCUCGGUAGUAGAUAUUUUCCCCUAUACUUUUUGAUAAAAAUUUGAAAAUUUACCUCAAGGUAAUUACGGCAAUUCAACUUAUAUAUAGAUAAAUGCCACAAUUUGAAUUUCAUAUAGACGGAAAUUAUUAAUAUUUGAUAAGUAAGACUGGCGACAGAGAAACUCCCUUUUCUCGACUGCAGUAUUAGAGUAACUAUCGGCCCUUGCAUACAAUAACAGCAAUCUAAUCGAUACAAUGACAACUAUUUUACCGCAAAGUUUCUUUAUUUUAACUUGCAUUGGUCUUUGGAGACCCGUUGACUGGCAAGGCUGGAAGUGCAAACUCUAUGACGCGUACAGCUACUUUGUCGUCGUAACAAAUUUCGCGUUUUCAUUGUCACAGCUCCUGGACAUUAUUUUAGUCCGUACUUCAAUAAAUGAAUUGACAAAUAACAUGACAAUGUUACUUGUAAUGGUGACUGCCUGUGGAAAAAUACUCGGAAUUCUUUGCAACCGCAAUGAAAUUAUUCAAAUUAUUAAGUCGUUAGAAGAAAAACCUUUUAAGCCUCGUGACCAAUAUGAAAUAGACAUUCGAAAUAAGUACAUACAUAUCAGUAGUGUUUUAACCCGUUCUUAUUGUGUGUAUUUGACAAUAGGAAUAUCAGGAAUUUUAUUAACGCGAAUUCCAGAAGCUAAAUUACCCGAUGUAUUGCCUUUCAGCAGCUGGUUGCCUUACAAUUAUUCAAACCCUAAAAUUUACUUACUAACUGCUGCUCAACAAAUUAUUAACUCUCUGAUUAGUACUUACGCUCAGGUUGGCUUUGAUACUCUCUUUCCUGGAAUGAUGAUGUAUGUUUCUGCACAAACAAAUAUACUGCAGUAUCGUUUCAAAAAAGUCAUCAAAGCUCUUGAAAAAAUUAAUCUUAAAAAUUCUGCCGACCAAGUCAAGAAUCAUAAAGACGCCGAAAAAAAUAUUAUUACCGAAUGGGUCGAGUGCCAUAUUGCGGUUUUAAGUUUUUCAGAUUAUGUUUACGAAAUAUUUUCGAAGCCUGUUUUUUUGCAGUACUGCUCAAGCUCAAUAAUGCUUUGCGGAACAGUAUAUUAUUUUUCUAGUAUUCCAAUGGAUUAUGUUGAAUGUAUCAGUACUAUGGUUUUUAUUAUCGGCACGAUAUUACAAAUAUUUAUGUGUUGCAUGUCUGCUCAUCAAUUGACACUUCAGUUUGCAGAUCUUAAUGACGCGAUGUAUAACACCGAUUGGUUUAAUCUGAGUAUAAAUGCUAAAAAGUCCAUGAUUAUAAUCGUCUUGAAAACAUUUCAGCCUGUGGUCUUUAUGUCUGGUUAUAUCGUCACACUAUCAAUUGAAUCCUUCAAAAGUGUAAUGAAAUUAUCUUACUCUAUUUAUAACGUACUUCAGUAAAAAAAUAACAUAAAUUUCACAAUGUUGUUGAUUUGUUGUACACGGAAAGAAAAUUAUGGCAGCGGUUCCCAUAAUUUUGUGAAAUUUUUUCCUAUACCAUCAUAGGAAUUACGACCAUAAAU